Schistocerca cancellata (South American locust) is the source of this 1432-nucleotide messenger RNA. It is a transcript of the gene rush, whose product is annotated as pleckstrin homology domain-containing family F member 2. The record is from RefSeq and is a predicted model, not a curated record. Gene Ontology annotation, molecular function: phosphatidylinositol binding; metal ion binding. Gene Ontology annotation, cellular component: early endosome. Bases 102 to 953 code for a protein of 283 amino acids. The transcript is spliced from 9 exons. Lineage: Eukaryota; Metazoa; Arthropoda; Insecta; Orthoptera; Acrididae.
UAAUCAGUAGUUAACUAUUUUCUCAAUGAAAAUGUUUAUUGGAGUGAGUCAAUGUUGUACAUAGUUCUGUGAAUCUUUGGUAUAAGGUGUAGGAACGAAACAUGGUCGAUAGGCUGGUUAACAGUGAAGCUAAUGCGCGACGCAUUGCCAUGGUGGAGAGCUGCUUCGGCAGUUCGGGACAGCCACUGGCAGUACCAGGGAGAGUCCUAGUAGGAGAAGGAGUCCUUACAAAGAUGUGUCGCAAAAAACCGAAAGCUCGACAGUUUUUCCUGUUUAAUGACAUACUUGUUUAUGGCAACAUCGUCAUUAACAAGAAAAAGUAUAAUAAACAGCACAUCAUACCGCUUGAAGAAGUGAAACUGGAAUCACUUGAAGAUGAUGGACAAUUCAGAAAUGGGUGGCUAAUUCGCACAGCAUCUAAAUCUUUUGCGGUGUACGCUGCGACAUCGACAGAGAAACAGGAAUGGAUGGCACAUAUCAACAAGUGUAUUGAAGAUUUGCUGCGGAAAAGUGGUAAAAAGGCGGUAGAAGUUCAUGCUGCUGUCUGGGUACCUGAUUCUGAGGCUGCUGUCUGCAUGCACUGUAAAAAAACUCAGUUUACUGUGCUGAAUCGACGGCACCAUUGUCGAAAGUGCGGGGCAGUUGUGUGUGGUCCUUGUUCUAACAAAAGAUUUCUUUUGCCAAACCAGUCAUCAAAACCUCUUAGAGUGUGCUUGAAUUGUUACGACACAUUAUCACGUGCAAAAACUAGACCGCCAAACAGUACAGUUUCAUCACCUGACGGUUCAUUCACAAAAGACUUAAAGGAAAGAAAUGGAUCUGGAGAAUCAUCAGGAGAAGAAGACUCAGAUGAAGAUGAGGAACCUAAUCGUUCACAGCAAGAAUCUACUCAUGAUGAGCCAAAAUUCUAUGGGGUGUCUGAAGGAGCAGAAGAAAACAAGCAAGACAAAUGAGCAGCUUGAAAGUGAUCACUUAUUGUUAAGUUUGAUUAUGGCCCAGUGUGCUAGUAAUAUUGUAUCAAAGCAGCUCAUAAUUUCACUUUCACUGUGAGGGAAUAUGUAAGAUAGCACUGGAGGAAGAAAGUUUUCUGGAGCUAUGUGACAGCUUAAUCAUGUGGCACCUACUUUAUAAAGUUGUCAGCACAUAUGUUGCUGUUAUCUGCUUCUUUUUUAGUGGAGUCUCAGUACUGCAAAACUUCAUAGUGUGUAGCUAACUUCAGAAGUGUACUAAGCAUGUAAUUUCUAUUGAGCAUUUUUUGCUCUCUUGCCUAUCACAGUACUUUUUCUUUUUUUCUCCUGUCUCACUUAAAUGAGACAUUUGUUGAUAUUAGAACUGUAUAUUUUUAAACAGCUCUGUAUAUAUAUAUAUAUAGAUAUAUUGUUGUUUUUUGUAUUUCACUUAUACCUUUGUAUUAUUUUGUAAGUGUUAUGGA